AUGAAUCAUCGGUCUUAUGCGGAUUUUCUCGCCGGUUCUUUUCCAUCUUCCUCGUCUGCUGGUCUGGGUUCCCCGGCUACACAAGGAACAAGUGUCCCUCAGCCACAGCCAGCAUCAAUCAUCGAGGAUAGGUUACUGAACGAGUUGUUGGUGGCACCAGGACGAGAGUUGCUUCCUAAGCUGAGCCCAAAUGGAGAACCAAAUACUAGCUGGCGCAAUCGCAAUGCAAUUUGCAAGUCGAUUUUGAAGUGCUUUCACAGUCUCCUUGAGUUGCCUUAUCCGACGUAUGCACAUGUUCCAUUAGAAAUUCAGAAGAUGUGGCUCCGUUCAUUUGCGCAAGAUUGGAACUGGGACCCUCCUUUCACCAAUGAUGUGCGGACAACCUUUAAUUUGCAGGCUAGAAAGCAGUACACGAGCAACGUGACUGAGUGGAAGAAAAAGUGGAGGCUGAAGAAGGAUAAACCCAUAUGUCUGAAUCAAGAUGUGUGGGACGGGUUUAAAGCCUAUUGGCAGCUCGAUGCUACUGCACAUAUUGCAGCUACCAAUUCUGGUAAUAGAAGAAGCAAGCGUGGUGGAAAAGGUGAAGCAGUACACAAUGGUGGUGCUAAGACACGAGAGGAACGAUUCGUUCUCAAGCUUAAUGUUCCUAUUAAGAAGGGUCGUCGGUAUGGUAUCGGUCGUACCUCCGAAGCUAUCUCAACCUCAUCAUCUCAGCACUCUGUUUCUUCCUCGAGUAUUCUUCAGUACAUGGAUCGGAUGAAGACGGAGCUUGAUGAAGAGCGGACAAAACGUCGAGCUAUUGAGGAAGAGCUUCGUCGCGUGACCGUUUUCAUUUCCAACCUUUGCCCCGAGCAGUUCUCUGCAACUCAAACCCAGCCGGACUCUGCAACCCAAAGCCCCGACGAUCGAUGUUUCUAG
This is a messenger RNA of Brassica oleracea var. oleracea, 918 nucleotides long. RefSeq lists its product as uncharacterized. The coding region runs from base 1 to 918 and encodes 305 amino acids. The record is from RefSeq and is a predicted model, not a curated record. Lineage: Eukaryota; Viridiplantae; Streptophyta; Magnoliopsida; Brassicales; Brassicaceae. The transcript has 6 exons.